AUGGCCACUCCACCGACCUUCGUAUUCGUUCCCGGCGUCUUCCACACGCCUGCCCAUGCGCAGCCACUUCUCGACGCCCUUCAAGCAAAGGGUUAUCCAACCCACGCAGUCGCACUGACGACCGUCGGAGAAUUGGCCAGCACCGCGCCGCCAAACGCCGAUGUUCAGGCUGUCAAAAAGGUUCUCGAAAAACUUGUCGAAGAAGAAGAGAAAGAGGUCGUGCUGCUCUGCCAUUCCUACGGCGGAGUUGUGGGCAGCCAAGCUGUCGCAGGGCUGGAGAAAAGCCGACGAAACAAAGGCGGAAUUAUCAAGGUCGUAUUCCUGGCCGCAAUUCUGCCACGAGAGGGAGAAGGCUUGCUGGAGGCAUUUGCUGCCACCCCCUCCUGGCCUGGAUCGUGGCUUUUGCCGGCGGGCCCAGUCACGAUGACCGCAUACCCCGAGGCGGCAGAGGUGUUGUUCCACGACUUGGACCCCGACGCGCAAUCCUACUGGGCCGGCCAGCUCGCGCCAAUGUCCGCGCACGUGCUCAGCACUCCUGCUGUUGGGGUUUGUUGGGCGGUCGACAUUCCGAAAAUGUACAUCUUCUGCACGCAGGACCGCUCGAUGCCGCUGCAAGCACAGCGGGUUUUUGUGGAGCGGGUUAAUAUGGGCGACGAUUCAAGUUGGAAGACGGUCGAGAUGGAUUGCGGGCACAGUCCGUUCCUGAGUCAUAUCGACCAGUUGGUGGCGAUUUUGACAGAGGGAGAUGGAGGGAGCUGUUGA
Messenger RNA from Mycena indigotica, 762 nucleotides. Its product is annotated as AB hydrolase-1 domain-containing protein. Lineage: Eukaryota; Fungi; Basidiomycota; Agaricomycetes; Agaricales; Mycenaceae. The coding region runs from base 1 to 762 and encodes 253 amino acids. The transcript has 2 exons. The record is from RefSeq and is a predicted model, not a curated record.